UGUUCUUCACUCACUCACUCACUCACUCACUCACUCACUCACUCACACUGGAUUAGAGAUCAUCUCACCGAGUUUUGUCGGCAGGGAGGAGUCGCGUGGCGUCUACUAACCCACACACGGACAUUUCGACUUCAUAAACACCUUCCCCGGUCAUUUACGGCUAAUAAGGACAAAAGGACGGAGGAGUUCCUCCGUGGGAAUGACGGAGCCGCCGACAAACGCUUGGCAUUAAUCUCGGCCAAAAGCAGGGGAGAUACAUCUCGUAACUGGCUGGCAUUGAGAGCAACCUGAGGACUGAGUCUUGGAUCUCGGAAGGUUUCAGCUCUAAAUUAACGCAUAUCUCAGGGUCGGUGUGCAUGCGUGUAGUUUUAAUGUAUCCAAACAAUAGGCAGUUUGGAGAGGGGAAGUAAGAGUAAUACACGCUUCCCUUGUGUUUACCAGUCAGCCGGUAGACAAAGCUCAAUUCCUGUUUUAUACAGCUGGACGCUCCUGAACAGUGUAGAUGUGACACAUAAUUAGCUCUUUGCCGCUGCAUGUUGGUCAAACCCCUCGUGUUACUUCACAACCAGCUUUUGGUAUCUCUCCAGGCGCUUUAAACAACUACAUAUCACUAUGGGUGAAGGACAAUAGAUGUAUAUUUUCCAGGGAAGAGCAUAUUUAUGUGUCUCUUUGUAAUCUAAUGACAUUGUUUAAACCCUGACAGAAGUUUUAAACUUCCUGCUUUAGUUUCUCUCGGCUCGGAGUGUUAUUGUCAUAAAGAUUAUGGCAGCCGUUGUGAAUUACUCUCCACCGUGGUGGGUUAACCUGCUGCACAGACUGCCUCACUUUAAUCUGCAAUUUGAACAAACCAGCAGUGAUUUUCGCCCCGAGGACUCCUCAUACCAGCAGUCCAUCCUGCUGUUGGGCAGUGUUGCUCUGGCCUGCUUGGCUUUGGACCUCCUGUUCCUCCUCAUCUACUCCUGCUGGCUGUGUUGCCGCCGUAAGAAGAGCUCCGAGCAGCCGAAUGCAGACUGCUGCUGUACCGCCUGGUGCGUCAUCAUCGCCACCCUCGUCUGCAGCGCUGGCAUUGCUGUUGGUUUCUACGGGAACGGUGAGACCUGUGAUGGCGUGAAUCGACUGACUUACUCACUCCGUCAUGCCAACCGCACCGUGUCAGGAGUGCAGAGACUGGUGUCAGAAAGUACAUCAGCUCAGAGCCAGACUGUGGAUGAGAAUCUUCAGCUACUAAAGGACCAGUAUGCAAAGCAUACAGACUACCUGUCCAUCAUACAGAAACUGCAGGAUCAGCGGAGUGAGCUGGUUCGUCAGAUGGCUGACAUUCCUUUUUGGAACAAUCUCAGCAUCUCCUUGGAGGAUCUGGCAACCCAGAUUGAACUAUAUGACUGGUACAGGUGGCUGGGAUACCUGGGUCUGCUGCUGUUUGAUGUGCUUAUUUGCCUGCUGGUGCUCUUCGGUCUCAUCCGCAACUCCAAAGGAACUCUGAUUGGGGUGUGUUUUCUGGGUGUGUUGGCGCUGGUAAUCAGCUGGAGCUCACUGGGUCUGGAACUGACUGUCUCCUCGGGCUUCAGUGACUUCUGUGCGGCACCUGACAUGUACAUUAAUGAGGUGUCAGAGCAGCACACACUUAUCAAGAAAGAUAUCCUGCAGUAUUACCUCACAUGUAACGUGGGUCAGGUCAACCCCUUCCAACAGAAGCUGUCAGGAAGUCACAAAGCACUAGUGGAAAUGCAGGACGAUGUGUCAGAACUUCUGCGCUCUGCAGUCCGAGAAUACCCCAAAACAAAGGAAAACCUUGAGCAGAUUCAGGGUGGGUUGAACACCACUGAGGCUGGACUGCACCAGCUCACUGCCCUUGUGGACUGCCGCAGUUUGCACAUGGAUUAUGUCCAGGCAUUGACCGGCGUGUGUUAUGAUGGGCUGGAGGGUCUGAUAUACCUGGUGCUGUUCUCAUUCAUCACAGCUCUCAUGUUCACCUCUGUCGUCUGCAGCGUGCCGCACACAUGGCAUGGCAAAAGGCCUGAUGAGGACAGUGAGGAGGAGUCCAUGGCCCCUGGAGGCAGACAGAAUCACGAUAACCUGUACCGUGUGCACAUGCCCAGCCUCUACAGCUGCGGCAGCAGCUACGGCAGCGAGACCAGCAUCCCUGCAGGAGCGCACACCGUCAGCAACGCUCCCGUUACCGAGUACAUGACCCAGAAUGCAAACUUCCAGAACCCCCGCUGUGAGAACACUCCUCUGAUUGGGAGAGAAUCUCCUCCUCCAUCUUACACAUCCAGCAUGAGGGCCAAGUACCUGGCAAACUCCCGACCCGACCCCAACAGCAGCAGCUCCGCAGCAAACUAGAGGAACACUGUCUCCUUUCCCUUCAGUCUAAAGCUACCCCUCAUCCACGUCUUGUUCCCACAGCCCAGACAAGUUUCACCCCAGGCCUACCCAUUUAGCCAUUUUGAUCUUUGAUGCGCACUCUCCAGCCCAGCUGAUAAAGGACGUCCUUGCAUCAUGUAAAUACAGCUGUCAGAGGAAUGUUCCAGAGGCCUCUUGUGCUGUUUCCAGUUGGCCGGUUCAGUUCAGGCAGCUAGAUUCAGCGUGGCGGCAGCAGAGGGUUGCUCUCAGCCCUGAGUGUUUGUGUGUGUGCGUGAACAUCUGUAAUGAGUUUGAACUGCAUUACGUACAGAUACUUUGAGUGACGUGUGUGUGUGUGUGUGUGUGUGUGUGUAUGUGUGUGUUGAUCCAUGCUGCCCUUGCUCUAUUGUGGUGCUCUUGCCAGAGGUUCAGAAAGGUCCAGAACUGAAGAACUGGACAGGGUUUAUGGCCCAUAACCCUACAUUCCGGAAUGGCCUCUGUCCUCUGGUCAUUUGAAGUAAUGUGACCUUCUCCAUUUGCAGGACCUACUGCCACGUCCAACUCUGCAGUUUACAUCAGUGUCAUCUACUGUAAUAUAACUUAACCAAUCUAAUCUUAAUAGUGUGAGAAACUCUUGAGCAUUGAGAAUUUCCCUAGAAUUCAGUAAUUGGGUUCCUCUUGUUUUUAGGCUUGGAUAGCAGCUUUUAAGUUGACAAAUUGGGAUGAUAGCUAUUCUAAUGAAAUGUUGUGAGAAAUAAGGCCAGAAACAUGCUCUACGCUAGUACAGAAAUGCAAACGUGAACACCUAGUUAGUUUGUUGCAAAUCUUUUGAUGUGUUUAUAGAUUAUAUAUAUCUCCAUACUCAAGGGGGCGAUAGAGAACCAGAUGUUUUUAGUAAGGUAACUAGCUGAGCGAGGAUGCUUUUGAAAUUGCUUCCUAUACACUCAUUCACUAUUGACUGCUAAUGCACUGCGCUAAUUUAGUCAACUUAAAGGAGUGAAUGAAAACAAGUGACUGAAUUUGGACACUUAGUGCGCCGGAAGUACCGAGGAAGCCAUCUUCUGUCCAGACACAGAAAUUAAUUUUGCACAACGCUCUUGUGCUCUGGUAUAGGGUGGUGGAACUAUGGCCCUGUCCCAAAUGGCACACUUCAUGUCCACUUUCGGUCUUGUGGACUUACAAUGGCCGCUGCAUGCGCGUGUCAGUUAAGUCCACAAGACCGUUGGGUGUCCCAUUCGUCAUUUAAGCUUAAAGAAGUGUGCUCGUGAGCGCCCCCUUUGCAGCUGCAGCUGCGCACUUCUGCUGAGCCCGCAAGACUGUGAGCUACGCAGAGGACUUUACCCGGCAGUCAAAGCGGCAAGUCCGGACUCAGAGGAAGGUUGGGGUUUAGGGUGCCAUUUGGGACAGGGCCUAUGACGUCACUUUGUAGGCCAAUCGGCAGUUAGCAUCACGCUGGUUCCCCUGACAAUAUCCCAAUAGGAUUUUCUCAUAGGCUUUUGUAUUAUCACAAAAAGUAAGUUGUCUAUCAAGAUAAUUUUCACAGAUGAACACAACUUUUUGAACUAUAUUUAAAUUUAAAUACACCACGGUCACACGGGUUGAAUGAGUACAGUCGAUAAUGUCCAGAUAUUGCACUAUGUAAGGCUAUAGGGCAGGGUUGCCAGGUUCUUACAACAAAACCUGCCCAAUUGCUACUCAAAACUAGCCCAGUGGCGUUCCAGGGGGUAAAAUCCACGUUUUUGGCGGGUUCCCCUGGUAAAAUUAGCUAUUCGGGGGCUAAAUAUCAUGUUAUUCAGGUUCGUUUCAACCCGCAGCCAUGAAAAACAACCCGCGGCAAUAGUGUAAAAGUAGCCCAAAUUCCGCAGUAAAACCGCGGACUUGGCAACACUGCUAUAAGGGGUGAUUUUGGACACAGCCCAAGUUUCUCUUCAAAAAGCUGCUUUGUCAUGACAGUAAUGGACCUUAAAGUAAAACAUUUGAAAUUAGAUAAAAGCUAAUGCUCGCUUUAGCAAACUUUAGUUGCAUUACGAAUUGCAGUAUGAUGUAUGAAAUCAAGCUAGCAUUAGCAUAGCUAGCUUUUGUGUUCUGUACUUGUAUAGUAUGUUUUGGGCCUAAAUCUGUAGCAUACGCUGGUUGUAAGAAGAGUGGGUUCUUUCAUCUCAUUUACAGGCUUGAGUUUUGGGUGGGAAGUUACGGUUUGUAGAUGCUGUGUAGCUAUUGAAAUCCUUGUUGGGCUUUUCUCAAUACACAUGGACUGCAUUAAACAAACUACUCAUUUAACUGGGCUAUAUCCACUGCCAUUGCUGGAAAACCUGGAAAAACAGAGCCAGACAAACCAGCCUAACAAAGAGGAAAUUGAGAGAUCAUCAUCAGAAUGUUGACCAAACCCUGACGAUCUGGAUUUUGACCAAACGCUGAUGAUCUGGACAACCUCAAACUGGAUUUGUAUUCAAGUAUUUUUAGCUCCAUUCAAUCUGAAUUAAGCAAGAGGCUACAAUUCCUUUGUCUAAUGCUGGGACCUUAUCUGAACAUUACAUUUGUCCUAAUACUGUACAAGCAUGGAGACGCUGGGACCAGCUCAGACGAUUUAUCAUCGCUUAUCAAUUCUAAACAAGAGGCUGGGAGGAGUUCAUUGUACUGUACACAAUGCAAACUGAACAUUUGAACCUUAAUUUUGCUGAUCAGUUGAGUCCUCAGGGAGGGGGACACCAAUAUGGCAGGAAGUGAAGUCAUCAGAUGUCCUGUCCUUUUUUUUCCCCCUCAAAGAAACAGAAAGGAGGCCUCAAGCCUCAAGCUGUAAUUCAGUGUGACUUUCAAAAGCCCACAAUUUCCUGGGCUUGUUGCUUCUGUACCACAAAUUGCUUUCAUUCCCAGAGUUUAGGGGAAACUUGCCAUCCCUGAAGAAGACAUAAGUGAUGUGCUGUCAAACAGAAUAUUUUCCCCUUGAUGAGAGCACAGGCACACAGGAGACGAUGCCAAUAGCUGGCAUCUGAUCAGGAUGAACUCCCGUUCUCCUCAAAAGACCCCUCUCUGAUGUUAUAGACUAAGUCUAGUAUGAACAUGUCCCCGCUCUGGAGCUUAUAUAAAGGUGCAUCAUCUGUCUCACCUUCACACACACCUCAGGACCACCUCCUUCCCUCAUACUGCCAACAUCAGAAUCCAUGUCAUGUGCUUACCACAUAUUCAGGGCUCAACAAUAAGAAGUUUUUAUUAGUCCAACAUUUUCACUUGCACAUGAAUUUUUAUCAUGCACGUGCCAGAAUUUAUUUGGAUUUUACUGUAGGUUUAUAUCAUGUAUAAUCUCUAACCUGACAUAUCUAAAUUCAUAAUGAUAAAGGUUCAUAAGUGAAGUCUCAUGCUGACCACAGUCCAGUGGAUCAUUCUUAAUGUUGAGCCCUGAUUUUCCAUCUCAGAGAGAGUUGUGUGGGCGCUGCAUGCAUGCAUGCUUUGUAAAUGCAGACGUGAGACUUAAAACAAAUCCCAAUGUGACAAAAUUGCUCCGAGACUCCCAGACUUCUGCAAGAACUUCAUGGUGAAAAGAAUUAAAGGGAUGCAUUACAGCUAUAAACAAACAGAGCCUUGAAUUGUGUUAUUCAGCUCAUUAUUUGACCAUGUGAGGUUUUUUUUUUUUUUUACCUUUUCCUCAAAGCAUGGCCAUCCUUUAAAUGUGGAGUGGAACCAUGUUGUGUGCUACUGACGCUUGCAUUGCUUUCUCGGUUGAUGCUAUUUUGAUCGAUGAUGAGGUCUGUACAAUCCUCAACUGUGCCAAUAACCACCAGCUUUGUACCUUCCGUGAAUCUCUCCAUGUUUCUCAUCCUUGAAAUGGACUUCUUCUCUCAUGAGCUCUGCGUGGCCCGAGCAACCAAAUGAGACACCUGUGAACAUGAGCCUGACGUUGUGGGAGUAUUUUUAUUUUUCUCUGUAAAUGACCACGUUUGUGAUGAUGCGAUCUCUCUUUUUACGUCGCCAUUUACUCCUUGGUAAUGUCUUACUGCAAAAAUAAUGUAUAUAUACAGUACAUUAAACAAAUGUCUGCAAGAACAUGGCCCGUUAUGGACAUGAAAUUGUUAUAUCAGUACAAACAGAUCAUUUUUAAUUAUCUUUUUAUUUGGAUUUCUUAGUCUGGCAUAUUUUGACAUAUUAGCAAGCACAAAGUAUUUUGUCUCUUUCAUGCGAAUAAAUGAUUUUGGUCUUUUUUUGAGAUGUUUUUAUAUGACUUCACUGUAGGAUGACCUUUUUCAGUUACUAAAAUAUUGUAAAUGUUUUAUUGAGCUUGAACUUUCAGAUUAAACCUAACAUUAACUGA
Molecule: messenger RNA, 6649 nt
Organism: Megalobrama amblycephala (Wuchang bream)
Lineage: Eukaryota; Metazoa; Chordata; Actinopteri; Cypriniformes; Xenocyprididae
Gene: ttyh3a
Product: tweety family member 3a
Exons: 14
Coding region: 763-2343 (526 amino acids)
Cellular component (GO): plasma membrane
Molecular function (GO): volume-sensitive chloride channel activity; intracellularly calcium-gated chloride channel activity
Source: RefSeq, a predicted model, not a curated record